Pangasianodon hypophthalmus (striped catfish) is the source of this 3641-nucleotide messenger RNA. Its product is annotated as plasminogen activator inhibitor 1 RNA-binding protein. Gene Ontology annotation, molecular function: mRNA 3'-UTR binding. The record is from RefSeq and is a predicted model, not a curated record. Gene Ontology annotation, cellular component: cytoplasm; nucleus. NCBI's taxonomy places the organism in Eukaryota, Metazoa, Chordata, Actinopteri, Siluriformes, Pangasiidae. The transcript is spliced from 9 exons. The coding region runs from base 184 to 1524 and encodes 446 amino acids.
AGUGAGAUUGUGGUGGUGGUGUUUAGUGAGAUUGUGUAGUUGUUUACUGAGAUUCUGGUGUUUAGAGAGAUUGUGUUGUUUAUUGAGAUUGUGUAGUUUAGUGAGAUUGUAUAGUUUAGUGAGAUUGUGUAGUUGUGUGUUGUCUGAACUGAACUGCACUCCCCGUGUGGCGGGAAACUCUGAAUGUCCCGGAUGUGGUGCGCGCCGGAAGAGAAGGCGACGUCACCCGCGUCCAUCUUGUGUUUGCUCUUCGGCGAGCCUCUUCGUUCCGCUCCCCAGCCGCGCCGAAUCGGAGGAGAAUCCCGCCGCCGGGGCGCCAUCAUGCCCGGACACCUGCAGGACGGUUUCGGCUGCGUCGUUACCAACCGCUUCGACCAGCUGCUGGAUGACGAGUCCGACCCGUUCGACAUAUUGAAGGCGGCAGAGAACAGGAGGAAAGACGCGGCCGCCGCCGCCGCCGCCAGCAAACCCGCCGCUCAGGCCGCCAGACAGCCCAAGAAGGAGUCGCAGAAGGAGCGGAAGAACCCGCCGCCGGAGCGGAAGGAGGACCCGCAGCCUGCAGCGCCGCUCAAGAAGGACGGUGUAAGGAGGAUGGGGAGGAAGCAGCAGGAGCAGCAGGGGCAGAACACUCCCCACCAGCAGGGGGCGCCGGGAGAACGGAGACCGGAGAGACGAGUCCACCGAGAGCGUCGCUUCGAAAAGCCACCUGAGGAAAAACAUGAAGGAGGAGAAGCCAGUGUGGACAAGCCAGUAGGAGACAGACCACCGAGGGGUCGUGGUGGAGGUCGUGGUGGUCGUGGAGGUCGUGGACGGGGAAUCGGAAGAGCUGACGGAUUUGACUCUCGAGGAAAGCGUGAAUUUGAACGACACAGCGGAAACGACAAAUCCAGCCAGAAAGCUGAGGAGAAGCGAGGAGGAGCCGGAUCACACAACUGGGGCAACACCAAGGAAGAAGCCAGUGAACUGCACCAAUCGGCCGCACCUGAAGCACCUGUGGAAGGGGAGGAGCCUGCUGCGCCUGUUGACUCAGAAAACAAAGAGAACGAGGUUGAGGAAGUGAAGGAGGAAGGCCCCAAGGAGAUGACCCUGGACGAGUGGAAGGCCAUGCAGAACAAAGAGCGGGCGAAGGUGGAGUUCAACAUCCGCAAACCAAACGAAGGCGACGAGGGCCAGUGGAAGAAAGGAUACGUGCUGCACAAGUCGAAGAGCAAAGACCUGGGCAGGCCGUCUGGAACUCUGAUUGAAACUGGAGAUGCUAACGCUGAGUCACUCCACAAGGGAGCCUCUGAAGACGGCUCAGGCGACCACCACUUCCGCAAACCAGCCAAUGACAUCACCUCCCAGCUGGAGAUCAACUUUGGAGAUUUGGGCCGCCCUGGGCGUGGUCGGGGGGGCUCCCGGGGUGGCAGAGGGGGCCGGGGAGGUGGAAACCGGGCAGGGCGCGGUGGAGGCAGGUCUGAGAAGGGAGGCGGAGUGUCUGUUCCUAACGUGGACGACCCCGAGGCGUUUCCCGCCUUGGCCUAAACCCUGACCUUUGACCCUUGAGCCCCUCCUCUACGAGGCCUGCAUGCUUACGGAUCCUUCGACUCUAGAUAUCAUAAAAAAGAAAAAGAAAAAAAAAAAACGUGUAAAAGAGAGACUGUCAUGUACACCAUAGUGAGGACUGAAACCCCGCCCCCAUGUUAACGGACUUCUCUCGUUACACUGAAGCUAAUUCUCGAUAGAGCUUUUGUAUUUAGAGACAUGAUAGAUAGCAGGGAUGUUCCUACAGUAUUUUAUUUUAUUUCUGAUUCGAUUGCUGUUUGAAUGUAAGGCUUUUCCAGCAUAGCGUUUGAAGUGAGUUUAAGCUUUCGUUUGUUCUCCUUCUAUUUUUGGCGUAUUUUAAUAUUUUUGAGCAAAAGGAGAAUGUGGGUCUAGUGCUAAUUUUACUGUUAUUGACGUACAGAAGUAAUGUAUCACUUUAAAUAUUUUAAACGAAGCUCUGAGGUCAAGUUCCUGUUAUUUGAUUUUUUUUUUUUCAUGGAGCUCUUUGCUUGGCCUGUAGCAAAACCGUAAAUAUGUGAAUGCUUCGUUAUAUAUUUUUAUUUUUUUUCCUUUCGUCCCUUUUCAUUUAAUUUCUCUUGCUGUGUUGUGUUCUUGUUCUGUUUGUUUUUCUUUUCUUUCUUCUUUUUUUUUUUUUUUUUUUUUUUUUAGGCUGGUCCUCUCGUACGUCACCUUUUACAAAAAAACGUUGGGAACACUUUUAAAAGUCUGUGUGUGUGUGUGUGUGUGUGUGUGUCCUGAUGUUGCUAAGUGACAAGCGUCCCUCUGUCCAUGAGGGCGGAGCUUAAGUCAAAAUUUCCAUCAGCCAACCAGAUCAUAUUUAACUUUAGCUAGCUGGGUAGUGAACUUGGCUAGCUGCUUAACAUCACAUAAAUUAUUGUUAGCUAAGCUACCUACUUAUUGCUAAUGAAAGCAGAGUGCUACAUUUACGUGUCUUAGCUAAGCUUGUGUAAAUUUGAACUGUUUUAUGCUUAGCGCUACAUCAGACGAAGACAUUAUGAGGAGGUGGUGAUUGGCUAAUUCAGCUUGCCUUAAGCUGACCCUUGGCAGAAUCAGGACAUGUGAGUGUUUGUGUGCGAGUUUUGCGUAAACAGGCAUGUGCUACGGUAGUUGCGUUACGGGAUGACGGCGGUGAUGACCAUUUUAGGGAUAUUAUCGUGACAUUGCGUUCUCAUUGGGCAGUGACGGACACGCUUUCCAGUUUGGCUGAGAAUAAGGACCAUUACAAGACAGCCGUCCUUGCACAAACCUUUUUUUUUUUUCUUUUUUUUUUUUUGUGAUCGUAUAACCGAUUAUCACAUGCACAUGCCUGUACACGAGUCACCUAAAGUUCUCGAACCUGAAGUUUUAUCUUUAUUAUUGUUGUUAUUAUUAUUAUUAUUAUUAUUAUUAUUAACGCCUCAGCAUGCUUCAUGUGGAGACGACGUCUGCCAGCGUUGGGCAAAGACCACACCACCUUCAUGAACUUACGAAGCUCACUUCCUCGAGUGAACAUUAUUGAACAUUACCAGUUCUGCACAUAGCGCUGUUACUGUUUAAUGACUGUUUCCAUGACUACAGGAAGCAUACUGUCGCUCCUCAGAAGCAUCCAUCUUGGGCACACCUUGCUUGUAACAGCGUGUUCGUCCACGUGACGACUGAAGCCUCCAAUAUAUGAUUUACGUUGUAUUUUUUUUGUGGAAGCCAACCAAUCGUCAUCUCUGUAUGAAGUACGCUGAGGUUUUUUUUUCUUUAGCGCUGAUUGCUGACAUAUCUUUGCACUUAGAUAAAUGAUUUUUUAGCUAACAAGCACAUGAUCUGUCCCUGUUUUAUCCUUUUUUUUUUUUUUUUUAGUAUUUACAGCAGCACUACUCGAAGAACAUGCUCAAUUCAGGGUGUGUGUGUGUGUGUGUGUGUACGUGUGUGUGAGCGUGUGUGAGUGUGUGUGUGGUUUAUCCUGAACCUGGGAGUGACAGUAAACUGGAGGACACUAGGACAUGUUGGACUCCUCGGACAGUGGGAGACUCCGUGACUGGACUCUUUGUAGGACUUUUGGUUUUCCGGAUGUUUCUGCAUUCACACGUCCCUGUUCAAUAAACUUCCCACAGGUGUUAAUGUCA